GCCCAGGGCGGGGUGCGUGGCGGGCGCACCCGGACCCGGCCCCAUGGCGCAGAAACCGCUCAGCACGGCCGCGGCGGAGCGCAUGAACCUCGUGGCCCAGGACGAGAUCUGGAAAUACCGCCUGAAAGCUGAAGCCGAGGCGCGGCAAGACUGGGCCCAGAAGUGGGGAUUCUUAACAACCCCCCUCGAGGAGUUGAUCCGGGGUGAAGAAGAACCCCCCACCCCAAAGCCCAGGAUCGAGCUUCCCGAGCGGUUCCGCAUCCGGCCGGUGACACCAGUGGAGAAAUACAUCAAGGUCCUUCCCUCCCCCCCAGUGCCGAAGACGACCCAGGGCUUCAUCGGCUGGAGAUCCGGGGUGCCGGGCCUGAACAAGUGUCUGGAGCACGACUACGAGAUCAGAAGCUGCAAAGGGGCGUAUGCCAGAGAGCUGAGCUGGCCGAAGCAGGGCAUACACUGAGGCCAGAUGGGGGCUCCAGCCCCUGGGCAGUGCGGGCUGGACCGCUGGGCAGCUGGUGCCCAUGCCCAGGAAAGGAAGAACACCCCAGCGUCCCCCUGAGGACACAGCUCCCCUCCACGUUUGCUUGUGGGAUGUUGCAAAGAAUACAAAACAGCCCCUGAACAUUUCCAAUUCAUCAGUGUCUCCCUUCUGGAAUAUUCUCAUAACACACUCAUUCUUGGCUAAUGCAAUGAAUUAGGCAAAAUAGA
Molecule: messenger RNA, 705 nt
Organism: Ceratotherium simum simum (southern white rhinoceros)
Lineage: Eukaryota; Metazoa; Chordata; Mammalia; Perissodactyla; Rhinocerotidae
Gene: CIMIP1
Product: ciliary microtubule inner protein 1
Source: RefSeq, a predicted model, not a curated record